Nilaparvata lugens (brown planthopper) is the source of this 1288-nucleotide messenger RNA. RefSeq lists its product as uncharacterized. Lineage: Eukaryota; Metazoa; Arthropoda; Insecta; Hemiptera; Delphacidae. The coding region runs from base 210 to 1010 and encodes 266 amino acids. The transcript is spliced from 6 exons. The record is from RefSeq and is a predicted model, not a curated record.
UCCGCCUCCUAACUCAUUCCCUAUCUAAUCUAUAACGGCAUUUUUCACUCAUAACGCGUACUUUUUACAUUGAAAACUUGUUCAAGUUUUAUCAUUUCAAUCUUCAAAAGUUUAUCCCUUUCAGUGCAAGUUUAUUAUUGAGAGUAGCUGGUGAUUUACACUUACACCUUAUAAGUGACGAUGGAGAGUUCAAAUACAAGUGUCUGGUGAUGACUCUUAAGGAAUCUGGGAAUUGUUUUCUUGAAAUAUCAAACCUCGUGGAAGUUCAACCUCGAUCCAAAUCAGUUAUUAUUGGGGUUAUUGAUAUUCCAUGCUUCAGAAUGAAAAAUAAUUUCACUGUAACUGGAAUGGUAUCUUACAAAGUCGCCGAUGAACUCAGUUCAGAUGAUCAUCAGAUAAACUUACCGUGUAUGUCACUUGGCACAGGUGAUCUGAUAAAAGGUGAUUUAAUUCCUUUCUUGAACAAUCAACUCUCAGUACAAGAUAUUGCAUCAGUUAUGGCUGUUUUUGAGAAGACUGACUUGGAAAUAAUUCUGCCUGAAAAACAUUGCAACUUGGACAACAUAAUGGAUCAACUCGGUUAUUCCAAAUUGGUGCUGCCUAAUUGCUCGCCUUGUUUUGUCAACAAUUCUAACAGAAAUAAUGCAUUGUCACAAUCGGUCCUUUUCUUGAAUACGACAUCCAAAGAUGUGCACAAUUUUGUAUGCUAUACAAGGAAUGAACAUCAGUUACUGCUGCUUGCGCAUAGUCUACUGAGUCUCCUACCACACAAAUCACAGGUAUUGAAAAAGUUGAGGCUACCAACUAGCCUUGACAAUGCUAUUGACCACCUCGGAAGUGAAAUAUCAUACCUGACUGACACCUUGAGGAGCCAUAUUCUUCCCUGUGAUGGACCUCUGCCUGAUCAAUGUCAGUUGAAAUUUAAAGCUGAUUUGUGGCAGGAAAUUAGACAGAAAAUGUGUGCUUACGAACUAGAGACGGAUUUUGCACUUCAAGGAUUAGCUACAUGAAAUACUACAGGAAAGGUUUAAAAUGUUUAUUCUGAAAUUUUAUACUUAAUAUUAAUUUUAUAUUUGUUUCUUAGUAGUCUAUCUACUAAGCAUAUUUUAUAUGUUUGGAAAAAUCAAUUGGACCAUCUGGAACUAAAUGCUUUUGCAUUCAAAUAGAUACUGUAGUAUGCAAGUGUACAUCCAUAGCCUACUACAGAUAGAGGCUAAAUCUUAAGUAAGCCAUGGUACAUUCAAAUCAAUGAUCAUUCAAAACUCAUUCAUGCAUUGACAUUAAGGCU